This is a messenger RNA of Gekko japonicus, 1435 nucleotides long. RefSeq names its product EF-hand calcium binding domain 14 (gene EFCAB14). The annotation marks the transcript as partial. The record is from RefSeq and is a predicted model, not a curated record. The transcript has 9 exons. Lineage: Eukaryota; Metazoa; Chordata; Lepidosauria; Squamata; Gekkonidae.
CUGAAGCUCGGUUUCCUCAGCUGCCAUGGCUCUGGCAGGUCCAGUGGCCGGUAAGGUGCAAGAACGGCGCCACCCCCGGCGUCUGAGGACGCCGCGCCGACCGCUUUGAGACUGCAGGGCAGACAGGCGCCAAAGCUGGCGAGCCGGGCUCCGGUGUUGGGAGCUUCUCCCGGGGUGCGGAGCUCGGCUACCCCGAGCCCAGCGCAGCCCAAGAGAAUGAAGAAGCGUAAGGAGCUGAACGCCCUCAUCGGGCUGGGCAGCGGGAGCGGCGAGCGGGGCAGCGGGAGCGGCGGCGGUGGCCGCAAGAAGAAACACCCGAGGAAAGGUUCUGGCUCGGGCCACCGGCUCCUGCGCACCGAGUCCGCCGAGAGCAGUAGCAGCAGCUCUUCGGACCCAGAUUACGGCGAUGGCUUCGGGCUACCAGGCACUCGCUCACGCUUCGCAAAGAGUGACUACCUGCGAUGCUGCAAGUUUUGCUACCCAUUAUGUGCUUUUGUUAUUCUGGCUGCUUGUGUGGUAGCUUGUGUUGGUUUGGUAUGGAUGCAGAUUGCUCUCAAGGAAGAUUUGGAUGCUUUAAAGGAAAGGUUUCGAACCAUGGAAUCUAAUCAAAAACCAUCAAUCCAAGAAAUCCCUAGAUUAUCUGAAGAUCUGCUCAGUAAACAAAAGCAACUGGAGAAGAUUGAAACUGGGGAUAAGGGAUUAAACAAAAUAUGGGUAAACAUCACUGAAAUAAGCAAACAGAUAUCUUUCUUGGCUUCAGCAGUAAAUCAUCUCAAAGCAAACAUUAAAUCUGCUUCUGAUUUGAUUAAUCUUCCUAUCACAGUAGAAGAGCUUCAGAAAAGUGUUGCUACUAUAGGAAGCACUGUAACCAGUGUCCAUCGAGAUGUUGAGACUCUGCAGGCUGCAAUUGAAGAACAUAAGAAAACCAUAGAAACACUGCAAAGUGAUAUGAGUGAAAACACAAAAAGUGUUAGAGGAAAACAGAUGCCUUCAGCUUCCACUUCUCAUGUUCCUCAAAUAAGUGAAAAGAAUCUGACAGACAGCUGUAAACAGGAUAACCAGUAUCUGCAUACCUCUCUAGAGGAGGUAAACUCAACUUUAAUAUUAUACCAGAAACAGAAUGAUUUAAAACUCUUCAGUAUGGAUUCCACAGUCAACAAUUUAAGCUGGAGAGUUGCUUCAUUAGAAAAUCAUAUGGAGGGUUUUAAUAAACUGGAGAAAAAAGAAAACCUGACCCUCACUGUGGUGGGUGACUUAACUACCUCUGUGAAUGUAGAAAGUGAACCAAGAAAUGAAACUACUACUGAAAAUGUACAAAAUAUGGAGAAAAUAGAAAAUGGUGAGUCUCAGGUAUCCAAACUGAGAGAGAAGCUGCAGCUGAUCAAUGCUCUGACAAGCAAGCCCGAGAGUGACACUUCUGAAGCAACUAAAAAAG